Molecule: messenger RNA, 1245 nt
Organism: Homalodisca vitripennis (glassy-winged sharpshooter)
Lineage: Eukaryota; Metazoa; Arthropoda; Insecta; Hemiptera; Cicadellidae
Product: matrix metalloproteinase-2-like
Exons: 1
Coding region: 1-1245 (414 amino acids)
Biological process (GO): proteolysis; extracellular matrix organization; collagen catabolic process
Cellular component (GO): extracellular matrix
Molecular function (GO): metalloendopeptidase activity; zinc ion binding
Source: RefSeq, a predicted model, not a curated record
AUGUAUUACUGCACGUAUUUGGUUAUUGCAGCCACCCUAGUUUAUGCAAAUGAAGACUCUGUGUGUUAUUUGAAACGUUACGGAUAUUUAGAGAAUGACAACACUACUUCGUUGGUAGACGGGGAAAUCUUAAAGGAGGCGAUAGAGACAUUUCAAGCUAAAUAUAAUCUCACAGUUGACGGGUCCAUGAACCCUGAAACAGAAGCGUUUAUGAGGAGCCCGCGAUGCGGGAACAAAGACAAUCCUUUGCCAUAUAGAAUACUGAGCAACAACACCAAAUGGAGUAGGUACCGAAAUAGUAACUUUGAACUGGUUGGGCAAACCGCGGUUCGUACCGUUGGUGUUUGGGCGAUACACACUAACCUCGUUUUUUAUCGCUCUUUCUACGAUUCCAACAUUCCUAUAUCGUUGGAUUCUCUCCACGUCAUGUACGCUACCAGAUCAUCGUGUCCGUAUAAGUUCGACGGCCGCGGAUCGGUGUUGGCACACGCCUUUUUCCCAGACGUCUUGAAAAACCAGACUGAUAUUCAUUUCGACGUCGACGAAGACUGGGACAUGGGUAUGAAUCUCCCGGCACCUGGAAAAACAUCGUUCUUCUCUGUUUUGGUUCACGAGAUCGGUCACGCGUUGGGAUUGAGUCACUCGUCACAACGGGACUCCGUGAUGUAUCCAUACUACGAAAUCCCACCAAACAUCACACACAUGUCUGAACUCGAUCUCGGUAAGGACGAUAUUUACGGUAUCCAAUAUCUCUACGGUUAUCCCGUUCCUUCCACGACGACGACGACAACUACUACGACCACCACUACAUCGCGACCACCUUCCGAUAGAGGAGUUUCGACUAACAACUUGUGUGAUUACAAAACCAAAUUACAAACUGUUCUGAUAGUCAAUAACAAGAUCUUCAUGUUUCACAACAAGAAGGUAUGGGUAGUAGAUAUGGAGGAAACAGAUCGUGAGCCGUCACAGUUCAACCGACCCAAAAUAAUAACGCAGUGGUUACCAUUUCUGCCGCACGACUUUGUAAACAUAACUGCUAUUUAUGGACGGCCUAAUGGUGAAAUAGUUUUAUUCACCAGAAAUCAAGUGUAUUUCAUCCACUAUCCUAGUUUAAAAAAGAUUUUUGAAUCUACUGUUGAAGCGUUUCUCGAGUAUCCGAACGUGGAGAUAAACGCUGUGGUGAACGGUCAUACAGGACUAACAUACAUUUUAGCCAGCGAUCUCGUAUUCCAAGUAGACGAGUGA